This is a messenger RNA of Periconia digitata, 2147 nucleotides long. The record is from the annotation of a GenBank genome assembly. NCBI's taxonomy places the organism in Eukaryota, Fungi, Ascomycota, Dothideomycetes, Pleosporales, Periconiaceae.
CCCCACAAAUACCAAAGCAUUCGCCAAGAUGCUUUUAGUCUGUUUGAUUGAAACAACCCAGAUGACGUGCACACAUACAGUUUCUUUCAGCACUUUUACUGUGCAUACAUCUUUGCGUACGAAUUUCACACCAACAUGACUACUAGAACAAAGACGCCGCAAAGACGACCGCGCUUGAUACUUACAGGAAGGCUGUGGCGUCCUAUGCAAAAUCCCCUAUUAAUUGCGCCAUUCCUUGGUAACCCUGAAUAGAGAGGCCUUCGCUUCCGUGUGUAGCAGCGUAUUGAAUGGCUCAUGACCGCAUGUAUUAUCAGCGAGCUGCUUCGCUUCAAUACGUUCAACGUCGGGCAUUCCACCUCGAAUGUGGCAGGAGAAUACUAAACACGACUUGGCUAGAAUCACCGAAUUCAUGCGAGGCAUGAGCCACUAUCUACGAUGCUUCUCGGCUGCAUCAAGGAUAAGUCUAGACAAGUCUUUCCCGCUCAUAGCCCGCUCACUACACCUUCCCCUUUGGGAUAUGCCAAGUUGCACCUCCACCCUUCAACCUGGAAUCUCCAGCAAACAAGACAGGAAUACCAGAGGUUGCCAAGUCGAGAAUAGAUGGAAACAUUCCGCAUUUACCUAUCUGCUCCUACAAACGGUCCAUCUCCCGCUCGCCUGCAGAAAGCUUAGCAUAGAGGUACCUGCCUCAUCCGACCAAGAUUCAUGAUAGCACCUUGGUUGCUCCGCGCCAUGUCAUGUGCAGCGUCGUUGCUGUGUAUGGGGAAGGCAGCGUAGAAGCGCCGAUCGACAUUAUAAAAGAGAAUGUCCUGGCCAUCAACCACAAUCUGAUCUCCAGCACGCUGUCCUCAAGGUGUACAAUCUGAACCGCCAUCAUGAAGGCCUCCCUCUUCCUCCUCAGUUCCAUUGUCUCGCUCGUAUCUGCUGUCAGCGUCCCGCGGACAACAGAGAAGGUUGACUACACUGGCUUCAAGGCUCUCCGCGUGACUCUCCCAGAGUCGAGCAGUGAGCUCGAGGCCCAGAUUGAGGAGCUUGCCAUCCAUGUUCUCAACCCGGGAGUCGCUGAGCAUUUGGACGUCGUUGUAUCACCUGAUCAGGUCGAUGCCAUCACCGCUCUGGUCUCAGACACCACUGUGCUAGUCGAAGAUGUCGGCGCCGCCAUCGCGGAAGAGGGCGAACUCGUGUCUUCCGAUGAUGAGAUGAGCGUACAAGCCGUUCCCCAAGAAUCCUGGUUCACAGCUUACCACCCAUACGCCGAUCAUUUGACCUUCCUACGGGAUCUUCAAGCCGGUUUCACAUCUCAGUCCGAGAUCAUCACUACCGGUACCUCUGUUCAAGGUCGCGUGCUCACUGGAAUCCACAUUUGGGGAAGCGGCGGCAAAGGAUCGAAGCCGGCCGUCAUUAUUCACGGAACUGUGCACGCCCGUGAAUGGAUCACCACCAUGACCACCGAGUACCUUGCAUGGCAGUUGCUGACCAAGUACGGCUCCGAUGCUACCAUCAAGGCCAUGGUCGACAAAUUCGACUACUACAUCAUCCCCAUUGUCAACCCGGAUGGUUUCGCCUACACCCAGACCGGUGACCGCCUCUGGCGCAAGAACCGUCAGACUGUCUCAAGCUCCACCUGUCUUGGCCGUGACAUCAACCGCAACUGGCCUUUCCAAUGGAGUACCGCCGGCGGCGCCUCAACUUCCCCCUGCUCUGAAACCUACAAAGGACUCGCUGCAGGCGAUGCCCCCGAAAACCUUGGUCUCCGCACCCAAGUUGACCAGCUUCGUGCCGGUCGCGGUAUCGCUCUGUACCUCGACGUUCACAGCUACGGUCAAUACAUCCUCUGGCCCUUUGGCUACAGCUGCAGCGCCGUUGUCGACACCAACGCCGCCUACCGUAGCCUCGCUACCCGCGCUGCUGCCGCGAUCCGUGCCGUUUCUGGAACCGCGUAUACGUUUGGUCCGUCGUGUUCCACGCUUUAUGCUACUACCGGAAGCUCGGUCGAUCACAUUGAUCAAGUUGGCGAUGCAAAGUUUGCGCUUACCAUUGAGUUGAGGGAUAAGGGAACCUAUGGGUUCGUGCUGCCUGCUAACCAGAUUCAACCUACGGUUCGCGAGACGUGGGCUGGGUUUGUUAGUAUGGUGCAGGAUGCUUAA